AUGUUGACAUCAAGAUUAGUUGUGGCAAAGAUCUUGAGGUCAUUGGCUUCAAAGUUUGACCACGUGGUGGUAGCCAUAGAUGAUUCGAAAGAUUUGUCGACAUUUACAAAGGAAGAGCUUCAAGAGACGCUUGAAUCUCAUGAACAAAGAAUGGUUGAAAGAGCUGCAGGAAAAUCGAAGAGUGAUGUGGCUUUGCAGGCUAGCGAGCAAAAGAAGAAAAGCAAAGAAAGUUGGAAUAGAAACAAAGAUAGAGGAGGCUACAAUAAUUCGACUGGUGUUAAAGAGGUAAAGCGGCAAGCAACAAAAGUAAGUAUUUGUUUAGAUAUAGGUUAUAUCAUAUCGUCUCCACAUGGAUUAGUGAUUGAACUACCGUUCAACAGUUUCCACAGUUAUGAGUUUGGAUUGAUUUGGUAA
Messenger RNA from Vicia villosa (hairy vetch), 414 nucleotides. RefSeq lists its product as uncharacterized. Bases 1 to 414 code for a protein of 137 amino acids. NCBI's taxonomy places the organism in Eukaryota, Viridiplantae, Streptophyta, Magnoliopsida, Fabales, Fabaceae. The record is from RefSeq and is a predicted model, not a curated record. The transcript has a single exon.